GAAGUCUUUUUUCACAGGGACAAAAUAAUCGAGAAAAAGAGCGGCAAAGGAGGAUAAAUUGUAGGAGAAAUGGAAGAAAACAAUCACAAAAAAGAGGGGAGUAGACAGAAUAUCAAAUACGCAAGGCAAUUGAGUCCGUGAAAAUCGGGGUCAGUCUUGGCUUCCAUUUUAGUGCUGUCACUUGGGCUAGAUUAAAUCAUUAAUCGCCUCUCUCACCCCUCAUCUGAACUAUCGUGAGCUCCGAAGCGGCCGCCAUGGACAGGGCGCCAAUCUACAUCCUCGGCGUCGGCAACCUCGGGAAGCUGGUCGCCUAUUACCUGCGGAAGCAGUCGCCGACCACGCCCGUGACGCUGCUCUUUCACAGGGACGGCCUGCUGUCUGACUGGGCCGCCGCCGGCCAGGCCAUAGAGUGCGCAACCCCCGGCAACGGCGCGGCCGACAGGCGGACUGGCUUUGUCGUCGAGGCCCCGAGCCACCGCGCGCCUGCCCCCGGGGCGCCGGCGCCGCUACCGCCCAUAAAGAACCUCGUCGUGGCCACAAAGACGUACAUGACCGCCGCGGCCCUGCGGCCGCUGGAGCACAGGCUAGGGCGCGACUCCAACGUCCUGCUUCUGCAGAAUGGAAUGGGCACCGCAGAGGAGCUCUCGGCGACGCUCUUUACAGACCGCGCGUCGCGCCCGGCCUACUGGGCGGGCAUUAGCAGCGCCGGCGUCUACGGGACGGGGCCCUUCUCCAUCGUGCACGCCGGCCGCGGGCCCCUGACGAUCGGCAGGGUCCUUGUGGAUGACAACGACGACGAAAGCGACAGUGGCGAGCAGCAGCAGCAGCAGCAGCAGCAGCGCCACGACGCCCCCGGGACCAUGAUCCAGCGCCUGCUCGAGGCACGCGACCUCGAGGCAGCCCUGGCCACCCCGCAGCGGCUCCGGGCGGCGCAGCUGCGCAAGCUGAUGGCCAACGCCACCAUCAACCCGCUCACGGCCGUCUUCGGCUGCCGCAACCGCGACGUCUUCGCCACGCCCGCCCGGCUGGAGCUGCUGCGGCUGCUGGUGGCCGAGACGGGGCCCGUGGUCCGGGCUCUGCUCGGCGGCGGCGGCGGCCCCGACGACAACAACCACGACGGCGAGUUCUCCGACGAGCGCCUGCUGGCCGCCGCCCUGCUCGUCGCCGAGCGCACGGGCGGCAACGUCAGCUCCAUGCUGCAGGACGCGCGCGCGGGGCGCGAGACCGAGGUCGACUACAUCAACGGCUACGUCGCCUCCCGCGCCGCCGCCCUCGGCCUGCCCGCGCCCCGCAACGCGGCCCUCGUCGCCAUGGUGAAGCGGCGCGAGACGGCGACCGAGGAUGAGGUUAUAGAGCGCUUUACCCGCGCAGGCCUCGCGAGCGCAUCGUAGCUUUCCUACCUACCUACCUACCUACCCAUAUAGUUACGGAAAGGAAUUGAAAAAACGAAGGGAAAGCGUGGGAGAAAAAAAAAGUCGAAAGCACUGUAAUACACUAUGCGGGCACUGUACCCCUAAUGACCCUGGUCGGUGGCCGACUUCAACGUUUUCUACCCUUAUAGAUGGUAGUCAGCCGCUUGAGUGCUAUCCCGACGGACCUGAACAAUACCCGUCCGAUCUCGUUGUUAUAGAACUUGCAUAUGUCGA
This is a messenger RNA of Gaeumannomyces tritici R3-111a-1, 1646 nucleotides long. Its product is annotated as 2-dehydropantoate 2-reductase. The record is from RefSeq and is a predicted model, not a curated record. Lineage: Eukaryota; Fungi; Ascomycota; Sordariomycetes; Magnaporthales; Magnaporthaceae. Gene Ontology annotation, cellular component: mitochondrion; cytoplasm. The transcript is spliced from 2 exons. Gene Ontology annotation, biological process: pantothenate biosynthetic process. The coding region runs from base 255 to 1391 and encodes 378 amino acids. Gene Ontology annotation, molecular function: NADP binding; 2-dehydropantoate 2-reductase activity.